Molecule: messenger RNA, 492 nt
Organism: Leishmania braziliensis MHOM/BR/75/M2904
Lineage: Eukaryota; Euglenozoa; Kinetoplastea; Trypanosomatida; Trypanosomatidae
Exons: 1
Coding region: 1-492 (163 amino acids)
Source: RefSeq, a predicted model, not a curated record
AUGAGUGCCAACGUGAACUUCUCGACUGGCUCAUGGAAGACCAACGCGGCGCCGUCAGCACCGGCCGUGUCGGCGUCCGCGGCACCUGCCCUCCAAAACAGCGCGUCGUCUUCUUCUAAGAGCAAGAGUCGCAUGAUCUUGCCAUAUGAGGUGCUCUUCAACCUCGUCGGCCGUCGAGUAACAGUGGUGCUCACGAAGGGUUCCCAGGAGCUGGAGGGUACUUUGGAGUCUGUAGACAGUGAUAAGGGUGACAUGCUGCUGUCUGACGUGGUAUGCUACACCUGGGAGCCUUUGCGCUCAUCGGAGGAGGAGGAAACCACCGCGGCUGCUACAGGCAAGGGUCAAGGCACACUUAGCGCAGUCGCCGAGAGAGAGGGGUACUACAGGUGCUUUGGAGGUGGGCAGCGUCGCGAGCUGAGCCGGUGCAGCCAGGCCAUGGUUAAUAGCGCAUUCGUCGCCCUCAUCACACCCACGCUCUUCAUACCAGAGUAG